Molecule: messenger RNA, 1089 nt
Organism: Trichoderma harzianum CBS 226.95
Lineage: Eukaryota; Fungi; Ascomycota; Sordariomycetes; Hypocreales; Hypocreaceae
Exons: 1
Coding region: 1-1089 (362 amino acids)
Source: RefSeq, a predicted model, not a curated record
AUGGAAGAGCGCCGCCAGCGAGCCAUAACGAACCGCCAGCAAUUCGAGCCGCAAAUCCACGAGCAAAUCCAACGCCUCUUCCAGAACUACGAAGCCCCCUUCUAUGCGCGGUUCCGUGGCUUCGGAAAGGCCCAGACGCUGGCCCUAGCGGAGUCAACCGUCGUCUCGCUGGCCGCAGUGAACAACAGGCCCUUUGAGAACUCGGAAACCCAGGCUCUCACGGAGCAUUUCCUAUCAAGCGUGCAUAACUUGCUAGCAUGGAAAUGGGCCAUGACCGGGUUUGCGGCAUACAUGACCUACCGAGGCCGCAGGGUAUGGCGGUUCCCCUUCUUCACUCCCGAGUUCAAGCGCUUCAGCCCCAUCGGCGGCAGCCCGGGCCUCAAGUUCAUGUGGCACAGCGCCCGCUUCGCCGCCUACUACGGAACUCUGUGGGUUCUCGGAGAGCCAGUCUUCCAAGGAGCAAACUUUAUGCGACAGCGCUCGGAGAUGGAGCGCGAUUCAAGGUUGCGAGCGCUCUUACAUGAUGGAAAGUCGCAAGGCGCAACUUUGCUAGGAGGUAACCCGGACCAUCGCGAGCAGAUCAACGAUGCAUGGGAAUCAGCAGCACAGCAAGAGAGCGCGAGUCAAUACAGAGAGCCGGAGCAACAGAGUCAGAACACUUCAACAUCAUCCUCUUGGGCCUCAUAUGGCACCCCUACGUCAUCAUCACAGACCCCCCAGCGAUCCGAUUCAUGGGACUCUCAAAUAGAUGACUUUGACGACGCUUCACCCGUCGCUCCCUCGUCGAAGAAUGGCUCAGAUGCUUCAGGCAACAGCAGCGGCUCAGCAUGGGACCGCAUCCGUCAGCAAGCACAAUACCAGCCAUCCUCCCAGCCAGACCGAAAGACGUGGGAGAAGCCCCAAUCCGGAGGCGGCUGGGGCUCGGAAGCCGACUCUAGCGCGCAAGUCUCCCGGGACGGCUACUCUUUUUCAAAGGCCGACGAGGAAAAGAACCGGGAUAGGGUUCAGGCGCAGCGAGAGUUUGACCGUCUGCUGGAGAGGGAGCGUGGUGGCACUGACCAGGAGAGGAGUUCGUGGAGCAGGAAGUAG